Micropterus salmoides (largemouth bass) is the source of this 3429-nucleotide messenger RNA. RefSeq names its product protein ANKUB1-like. The record is from RefSeq and is a predicted model, not a curated record. Gene Ontology annotation, molecular function: protein binding. Lineage: Eukaryota; Metazoa; Chordata; Actinopteri; Centrarchiformes; Centrarchidae.
GGCACAUCUUGAACCUUGAGAAAUGGAGUCACUGUUUGCUACGAGCCAAGACUGAACACAGAAACACAGUGGAGAGCUUCGGGCUUUAAAAGGUCAAAUGCAAAUUAGCAGUUCCCCUGUAAAACUAUCAAAGAACAUUUCAAGUGGGUAGUCUUUUUGUUUCCCACUAAAAGGCAAAGUGAAGAACUGACGUAAGAAUGUGUCAGGGUUGGUGCCACAUUUCCAACUGGAGAUGCACAUAAAUCUGUUUACACUUAAUGUUCAGUAAGUUAGUUCAGAUAUAAAAUAACAUGUGUACAAAUGCUGAGAUAGCUUUCUUCUUUGUGCUUUAUAAUGUACUCAAUAUAUGGGCAUGUAUACGUUUGUACUAUUAUUGUUUAGGGGGGGAAGGGUUCGGUCUCUGUAAAGUCAUUGAUGAGAAACAUUUACCACGUAUUGAAGAAAUCCUUUCGAAACCCAAAUGGAUAAACUUUAAAAUUUCCACGCCAAAAGCAUAAUUCAAGGUUAAUCAGCUUCUGUACAACUGACAUUUUAGAUAUAUUAUGUUCUGGAUAUAAAAGCUUUGUCUUCUGUUGACCCUCCCCAGCCAACUCCUUUCCCCAUGACUUUGCCUCUGACACACCCUCCUCUGUUCAACCCAAGCACCACAGAGGAACCACCAAACAGACGGAGGGUGGACGUCCUUACCAUGAGGGUUUUCAUCUGCUUCGAGGGCUCCUGUGAGCCUUUUGACGUCCCUCCAGAUCAGACUGUGGGGGCCAUGAAGCAGAUGGCAAAGGAUAACUUUCUUGUGCAACUCUCCGAUGACAAGCAGGUCCAGCAGUACCUGGAGCUGAGCUACGGCGGUGCAGCGCUGCAGGACAGCUGGGCUCUGUGCGACGUGGGCAUCACAAGUGGCAGUGCCAUCCGAUGCCUGAUAAAGAGUGAACGAAGGCCUGUGAUGCAUGUGUUCAAUGCUGUGACAGGAGAAACCUUACCAAUCACGGGAAGCGAGGCUCUUCUGCAUAUGUCGGUUGCUGGAUUGAAAACUGUGGUGUCCAUGCAAAGCUGCCUGCCUGUCAGCACCUUCAGACUGAGCACCCCUGCUGGUGUGCAACUCUAUGACUGCAACCAACUGCAAGACUAUGCCAUUGAACUCGGCACUACUCUCCGUUUGGACACAUGGGAUGGGUGGGUGGAGUUCCUCCAGGGUUGCCUCCUGGGCCACAGAAUGACAGUCCAGAGCCACCUAUCAGAGAAGAAGCCAGUAAUGAGAUUUCAGCUGCAGGUAGCACUCUGCAUUGCUGCCUCUUUAGGCCACCUGGAUCUGGCAGCCUGGCUGCUGAAGAGGGGGAUGCAUGCUGAGGAACCAGUGGGAGUCCAUCCGUUUCGCCAGUGGUGCAACCAAACCGCUCACAGAGACACUCGAAAGUGCCCCAUCCACAUAGCUGCAGAGAGCAGUCAGCUCCUCAUCCUCAAAUUAUUUAUCACCAAGAACCUUUUGACUUUGUCUUGUCGGGACCCUGGAGGUCGUGACCCUUUGAAAGUUGCUAUUCAGUGUGGUCACAGGGAUUGUGUGCGCUACUUAGCCAACAAGCUGUGCUCACUAGUAUCCCUACCAAACAUGUCGCUGCCCAUGCGUCUCUACCUCCAGAUUAAACACUGGGUGAGAUUGGGACAGAAAAGGGCAAUCUCCAAUCAAUGCCAGCACACCAGCACUGCCCUCAAAGCCAGGGUGGGUGAUACGUUGCUGGUAGAUGGCUUCAACCAUCAAAAUAUGUCUUCCAAAUCCAGGAAAGCUCUGAUCAAACCAAGUAGAGGAAUCAAGGCCAAAGCUUUGCAGCCUUUACCUCCCAUCAGCAACUUACUUUCAGCAUCACACCUCACUUCCAAAAGGGCACUGCCCCAAAUACCCAGCCUGCAGUCUGUGAACCCUAAACAGAAAAAGCAGAACCAAGAUGUGAAAAGCGGCCAAUUGGAUAAAAUCAAUAUUGAAGACAGAAGCUUAUGCAGGGGCAAGUUUAUACUCCCGCGAUACAGCAGAGAAAGCAUUCCCAGGCCGGUAUUGGUGGGUGCAUCACCUAAAUCUUCCCAUAUUCUGACUGAGUCUUUGGAGUCCUUCUCUCACCACUGUGCUGACACACCAAGAGAAAACGCCAUAUACUGCUUGACUAUAGCCAGUACGUUCACGGAGAAGCCUUGGUUGAAGCAGCUGAGCAUAGCACGAACCCUGAUCAGGAAACGUGUCCACACCUUGGCAGAAUGCCCAUCCUGAUCUUUCACCAAUCAGCCCAACUGCCUGUGGACCUCCCAUCGACUGCCUGACACACUGUGGACAACGAAGAAUCCUUCAGAUUGACAACUGAGGAGUGUAUCUAAACCUGUCUGUCUUAUGUGCUUAGCAAAAUCUUUGCCUUUUAUUUGCUCGUCGCAGAAAGAGAGAUAGACAGACAUUAUGACUAUAGAAAUUUACUUUUUAUUUUUUUUAACUUACUGACAGGACAUGAAAUGAUUCAUGAAUGUAAUGUAUUUGACAAAAGUCCAAGUAAGGACAAGCCUAGUUAAAAUGACUUGCCAUUGGUUGAAAUACAAGGCUAAGACCACAAACAUACAACAAACAUAGCCUACUUCACAUUUUCAAUAAAGAUUGAAAAUGUAAAGCAGUAGUGGAAAACAAAUAGUGAUUAGAAGAAAUGAUGAGUUACCAUAAACAAGAGUUACCACAUAUUUUGUAAAAAUAUAAAGUAUAAACUAGCUGUCAAAUGUGUUAUGUUGUGCUUUAUGCCAGGUAGAAAUAAAGUAUCACCAGUGAAAGAUCAAAAUUCGAUUCUCACAGGAAAUACAGUAGCAUUAUUAAUCUAGUAAACAUACACAUAAAGCCCACAAGGGUAAAAAAAAAAAAGAGUAAAAUACAGAACAGUUAGCCAAACAGUAAUUCAAAGCUAGAAAGUUGUAUCAGCAACGCAUUAGCCUCAGGCAGCUUUCUAUUAGUGGCUAGCUUGGUUUAUAAACCUUUAUAUAACAGGAACACAGUCUCUUUCACAAGGGAGUCCUGUAUAGCACAAGUAAAACACAAUUUUUAAACCAUGAGUUGAAAAACAAUACAUUACGACUAACAUUAAGCUGAUCAUAGAAGAAAUAACAAUAUUCGACCAAAUAAACAAUAACAACAACUGUAAUAAAAACAGCAGUUAUUAUUUGGGGAGUAGAUGAAAGAUGUCUGUUGAUAUUUGAUUGGACAGUGGUUUGACAAAAGGAUGUAACCCUGUGCACACCUGACUGUACUCAAACUGUUAUCUGUGAUUAUCACAAAAAAUCAUCUACAUCUACAAAUCUGUCUACACAUGUUUUAUGUGUGUGCCUAGAUUACCAAUCUUUCAUAGAGUAUAGCCCUCUAUCACUGAAUCACAAGUCCUUCACCAAUUUUUCUGCUUUUCUGGUUCUGUUUUU